AUGGCCAGCAAGUAUUUCAGCCUGGCUGGGAGAAGGGCACUUCGGCAAGUUGAGAUCUGCCUUGAAAUAGGAUCUGGAUCUGGUGUGGUUUCAACAUUUCUAGCUUCUUCCAUUAUCGGAUCCAGUGCACUGUACAUAUGUACAGAUAUCAACCCAAUGGCAGCUUACUGUACACUGGAGACAGCUCUGCUUAACAAUGUUCACCUUCAGCCAAUCAUUACUGACUUGGUCAAAGGACUGUCUCCAAGAUUAAAUGGGAAGAUUGAUCUACUGCUGUUUAAUCCACCGUACGUGGUAACACCUUCUGAAGAGGUGGAAAGCCAUGGAAUAGAGGCAUCCUGGGCUGGUGGCAAAAAGGGCAGAGAAGUAAUGGAUAGAGUUUUUCCAUUAGUACCAGUCCUACUUUCACCAGGAGGAUUAUUCUACUUGGUCACAAUUAAAGAAAAUAAUCCAGAUGAAAUUCUGGAAACAAUGAAGAAAUGUGGCUUAGAAGGCACACGAGUACUUUCCAGACAAGCAGGACAAGAGAUGCUUACUAUCCUCAAAUUUAGGAAGCCUUGAUGACUG
This is a messenger RNA of Mesitornis unicolor (brown roatelo), 567 nucleotides long. RefSeq names its product N-6 adenine-specific DNA methyltransferase 1 (putative) (gene HEMK2). The transcript is spliced from 6 exons. Gene Ontology annotation, cellular component: eRF1 methyltransferase complex. The coding region runs from base 1 to 561 and encodes 186 amino acids. Lineage: Eukaryota; Metazoa; Chordata; Aves; Mesitornithiformes; Mesitornithidae. Gene Ontology annotation, biological process: methylation. Gene Ontology annotation, molecular function: protein methyltransferase activity; nucleic acid binding; S-adenosylmethionine-dependent methyltransferase activity. The record is from RefSeq and is a predicted model, not a curated record.